AUGAAGGAAGCACAGAGCAGUGAGGAAAACUUCACUUCCAUGCGGCGAAUCCAAGGAGAGGAUCAAGACGACGACGAUGAUCAAACGGUACAUACCAUGGUGACCGGUGUGCUGAAAGACACGGGAGGCAGAGAAUAUGAAGGCUGGAAGCCAAGGUAUCGAAUCCCAGUAGCGAAUGUGACCGUACAGAGGACACAUACUCGAUCAUUGUUUGUGUCCAUUGAUGCCGGUGUCACAUUACAGGCUCGAGAACUUAUUUUCGAUUCCGAGAAAGAUGUGGAUGGCUUUCACGACAAGCUGAGAAAGGAACAAGAAAUGGAGGAAGAUAGAAAGCAAUGGAAGAUUGAAGCAGCGUUGGGGGGAAUCAAAUUACCGAAAUUUGAAACUAUCUCACUUCUGGUAGAGAUCGUGUCGUGCUGGGAUAUUCCUGCUGGUGAUUUUGGAGGCACAUCAGAUCCCUACGUCGUGGUUAUGAUGGGUGAGGAACAAAUUCAUCAGACAGGUGUCAUUUAUAAGACACUCGACCCCAUUUACACUCUCAAGACCAGAUCAUUAUUUAUCUUGACUGUCGACUCCUUUGACCUUUUCAAGGCUGGUGGUUUGAGCUUUCUAGUAGAGGACUAUGACGACUUUUCGAGUAACGAUUUACUUGGGGUUGCAUCUGUUCCAGCGAAGGAUCUUUACAACGGGCAUGGGGAAAGAAUGGAGUAUGAAUUCAAUACAGAGGGAAGCAUCGCAAUUCGAUGCCGAAGAGCAACAGAUCACGACAAGGAAUUUCUGACUAACUACGAACAGUCUCGUCAAACGACAGUAACCAAAGAGCACCCGAAGACUAAUACCAACGAUAUUCUUUCAAUGGUGGCGAAAAAGUCAAAGAAAGUUGAUGGGACAAAAUUGUACAAAGUCCGGCCCAAUCCAGACCCUCUGAAUGACGAAGCAACAGCAUGGAUGAGUGACGCAAUGAUUAGCGAAGCUACCAUGGAACCUUCAAGGCAUUGGGUUGACUCGGGAACAGGUGAUUUAGGAAAAAUUCACUUGGAAGUUCUCGAGUGCGUUGGUUUACCAAAUCUUGAUGUCGGUGGGUUUCUUGGAAACAAAACUGAUGCUUUCGUAGCUGUUGUUUAUGAAGACGCUUAUGUGAUGACUGAUACAAUUGAUGACUGCCUUUCUCCUCGAUGGCUGCCUUGGUCGAAGCGUGCAUUCACAUUGCGCAUGGCCCAUCCCAGUAGUCGAAUCAAUGUUGGUGUGUUUGACUACGAUCCAGGGCUCUCUGAUCACGAUUUGAUUGGUCGCAUAAGCAUUGAUUUGACCAAUCUUCAACAGGACACUGAAUACAUUUUGAGCUACAAUCUUUAUCCAAGUUCGCAAAUUGAAGGACGGAAAAGCGAGGGAGUCAUUCGCUUACGGCUAAGGAAAGAAAUCCCAGAUGAGAGACUGUACGCAGUAACUGGAAUCGAACCGCCACGAGCUUGCCACAUCAAUGUGGAAAGUAUGAAGGAGUUUCGGGUAGUUCGGCAGACAUGCAUUGGAGCAAUAGACUAUGAAAGAUUCAGCUUUCAUAUCUUCAUGUCAUAUCUGAAUGAAUUGCGUGCAUACCAGCAUGUACUGUUUUACUUGGAAGAUGCACUAGCCACCCUCCUGCUAUGGCGCGGUCACUAUCCGAUCAACCUUGGCUUCACAAAAGUCAAAUUGCCACUUCAUUCAAUGGCUGCAUUCGUGGUAGCCGCAUGUCUUGUGGAGCGACCGCAAUUCAUACCUUCCUUUGUUUUUGGCUCAAUUGCCUGGAUUAUGAUGGCUAUCAACGGCUGGCGAAAGAACAGGCCAAAUCUUUGGGACAGAUGCACCAGCUUUAAAACAGUAGCGAUGCAACUGUUGUUUGGCAUUUCACCGGGUGCUUCGGAAAAGAUUGAGCCGUACGAGAAUUGGGUUGCUGCAAAAUCGGAAAUUGACAAGUUUAUGGACCGCAUCAAAGAAGCACAGAGGCUGGCUGAAGUCGCAGAAGCAAAAGCGGCGAUAGAGAACGCCAAGUAUGAACGGGAGGAAAAGGAGAGGUUGGAAGAUAUCAAGGAAAUGGAUGCCACUACGAAAACCAGGGGAAUCCGAACGGCUGUUGAUCCCGUGGCACAGUCGAUGCUUCCAUUCCAGAUUGCGCUUGGAAUGGUAUGUAGAUGUAUUCGCUUUGUGAAGAAUGUUCUCAUUUGGGAGGAAGCAUACUUUUCAUUUUGGAUCGUUUCAGCUUGUAUGUUCACGACGGUGGUGUGCCUUCUUGUCCCAUGGUUCUUCCUCAUCAAAUGGGGGUCGAGAAUAUUUGUCUGGACCUUCUUUGGCCCGUGGAUGAAACUGCUGGAUAUUUACUCGCAGAAAAUCAAAGACAUGAUUGGAGAUGAGGAUGUCUGGGAGCAAAUGCAAGCUGUUCGAUCCAAGGAUGCAAAGAGUGAAAUGAGAGUGCGAAAAGAAAACGCCAAGAAGAUGCAAAUCAUGAAGGAGCAUAUGUUUGGAAAGUUCUCGGUGUCUAUUCCAGUUCUGAAACUUGAUAGAUACGCGGAUAUUCCGCUUCCAGAGUCGUCCGCUAGACCAUACAAAGCGAAGGAGCUUUCACUUGCCGAGCUGGCAAUGGAAGAGGCUGGCUACAAACGCACGCGUAUCCCGGGACAAAACCUGGUUGGAGAAAUGAUUCCACAAAUUGCAUCUGAAGACUUUACUGCAGCACCCACUGGACAAGCCAUUUUGAAUUUGGAUUUGCUGUCGCGAACAAGCGUCGGACAAGGCCUCAAGGCUGCUGGAUCCACCAAAGCAGCAUAUGUCAAGAUUGGUUCCAUUGUUGCUGCAGCUGGCGUCUUAACUGUUUUGGGAGUCCCAUUCCUAAGCAUGUGUACAGAGUGGGUUCUUGAAAGAGUGUUGCAUUAA
Messenger RNA from Cylindrotheca closterium, 2907 nucleotides. Lineage: Eukaryota; Bacillariophyta; Bacillariophyceae; Bacillariales; Bacillariaceae. The record is from the annotation of a GenBank genome assembly.